Messenger RNA from Centruroides sculpturatus (bark scorpion), 891 nucleotides. RefSeq lists its product as uncharacterized. The transcript has a single exon. The coding region runs from base 1 to 891 and encodes 296 amino acids. Lineage: Eukaryota; Metazoa; Arthropoda; Arachnida; Scorpiones; Buthidae. Gene Ontology annotation, molecular function: nucleic acid binding; RNA-DNA hybrid ribonuclease activity. The record is from RefSeq and is a predicted model, not a curated record.
AUGGGGGUGGGUGCAGCUUUUGUAGAAAUAGAUUGUAACAAUAGGGUGGUUCAUCAAGCCUAUUACAAACUAGGACCCUUCUGUACGAUAAAUCAGGCAGAGAGUCUGGCCAUCCUCAAAUCCCUGGAGCAUAUUCAGAGGACAAUCAAUAACAGGACCAAAGAAGAAAUAACAAUUAUUAGCGAUAGCAGGGUGGCUCUUCACCAAAUAAAAGCAAUGAACACUAAAUUCAAGCUAAUAAAAGAUAUCAUCCACAUGGUGUCUAAUCUGAAAAGUAAUCACAUCAAAGUACACUUUCAUUGGACAAAAGGGCAUUCUGGAGAAAUAGGUAACGACAAAGCAGACUUUCUGGCAAAGAAAGCUAUAAGUCAUUUAAAUGGUCCAACCUUCUCGCUUGUUCCCUAUAACUGGGUAAAGAACCAGCUCAAAGAAUUCACAAUCAACAGGUGGCAAGAGAGGUGGGCCACGGAGACGACAGGCAGAGUGACCUUCAACUUUUUCCCGGACGUCAAAGGGAGGGAUAAAUUGAGCCACUUCAAUCCUGAUUUUCAUAUUACCCAGUACAUUACUGGUCAUGGUGGCUUCAAACAAUAUCUCAACAGGUUCUUAAACAAAGGGACCAGUAUUUGUGAAUGCCAGGAAGAAGAUGAAACUCCAGAACACAUUUUGUUUACCUGUGUUAAACACGUCACUCAUCGCAAGCAGCUCAAGCAUGUAAUGUAUUCUCAGGGGUUCCACUGGCCCUGUCGAAGUCAGGACUUCCUUACUAACAACAUUACAACAACUGUCUUCAAGACAUUCAUUCUCAAAACAGGGAACACUUUUCCCAACUUUACCUCAGGGACCAUCGCAAGCCAAGAUGGUCUCCGUUCUCCAGUGACAAUAGACUAG